Molecule: messenger RNA, 817 nt
Organism: Drosophila willistoni
Lineage: Eukaryota; Metazoa; Arthropoda; Insecta; Diptera; Drosophilidae
Exons: 1
Coding region: 24-683 (219 amino acids)
Source: RefSeq, a predicted model, not a curated record
UUGUUUCAGAGUUCCGCAUCGAGAUGUUUGUGCUGCGCACUCUGUUGCUGCUGGCAGUGAGCUUCACCGUGUCUCUGGCCCAGCGUCGUCUGGCCCUGCCCGAUCCGAGGAGUUGUGCCAAUCGUGUGCGCCAUGCCUCCUACCGCGAUGCUCGCGGAGUGUCCCAUUCUUACUUCUUCAGCUGGGAGCAUGCCCCGACACGUAGCCUGGAGGUCGACUGGUUGGAUGCCCGUAACAUUUGUCGCCGCCAUUGCAUGGACGCCGUUUCGCUGGAGACUCCGCAGGAGAAUGAUUUCGUUAAGCAACGCAUUGCUCGCGGCAAUGUGAGAUACAUCUGGACAUCGGGACGUAAAUGCAAUUUCGCCGGCUGCGACAGACCCGAUCUCCAGCCCCCCAAUGAGAACGGCUGGUUCUGGUCCGGAUCGGGUGGCAAAAUUGGUCCCACCUCGCAACGCAAUACCGGUGACUGGUCCUCGACCGGUGGCUACAAUCAACCUCAGCCCGAUAACCGUGAGGCAGCCCAGGGCAACGAUGAGAGUUGCUUGUCCAUUCUCAAUAACUUCUACAACGACGGCAUUAAAUGGCACGACGUGGCCUGUCACCACAUCAAGCCCUUCGUCUGCGAGGACUCCGACGAGCUGUUGAACUUUGUCCGUUCCCGGAAUCCAAAUGUGCGCUUGUAAUAAAUACCUAAUAAUUAAAACCCAUCUUAUCAUAAUAUUUAUGUAGCCCUAAACAAAACAAAAAAAAAAGAAUAAGGAGAACAAUCAAUGCGGAUGUGUCAAUUCUGUUAACAACAAAUUUUCGUGCUUUUGUU